Messenger RNA from Penicillium odoratum, 2514 nucleotides. RefSeq names its product alpha-glucuronidase (gene aguA). NCBI's taxonomy places the organism in Eukaryota, Fungi, Ascomycota, Eurotiomycetes, Eurotiales, Aspergillaceae. The coding region runs from base 1 to 2514 and encodes 837 amino acids. The transcript has a single exon. Gene Ontology annotation, molecular function: alpha-glucuronidase activity. The record is from RefSeq and is a predicted model, not a curated record. Gene Ontology annotation, cellular component: extracellular region. Gene Ontology annotation, biological process: xylan catabolic process.
AUGCAAAACAUCUGGUUGCUUGUUUACUUGGGGUUGAGCUUUGUUGCCGCAGAGACGGGUCUAGAUGGCUGGCUGCGAUACGCUUCCCUACCUUGCUCCACGCAGUGUCAUUCAAGACUACCAGUGGGUAUUGUUACCUUGAACUCAACUAAGACAAGCCCUGUAUACGUUGCAGGGUCUGAAAUACAGAGUGGACUGAAGAGUAUUUAUAAUGCCGACGCUUCAGUCACUCACAACCAAUGCAACUCGUCUUCGUCUGUCAUCGUUGGCACAGUUGAACAGUAUCGCCGGGCCUGUGGCUCACUAGUUGGGAUCCCUGAGCUGGCUGAAGAUGGAUUCUGGCUGAGCACUCGUGGUAAAGAGAUUCAAAUCCUCGGUCAAAAUGAGCGCGGCGCACUAUAUGGCGCAUUUGAGUACCUGUCGAUGCUUGCUCAGGGAAACUUCUCACAAGUGGCCUACUCCACCAACCCCGCUGGCCCACUCCGCUGGGUGAAUCAAUGGGAUAAUAUGGACGGAAGUAUUGAACGAGGAUACGGAGGCGAAUCAAUCUUUUUCGAAAACGGAACCAUUGUCGACGACUUGACCCGAGUUCACCAGUAUGCUCGUCUUUUGGCAUCGAUCCGUAUAAAUGCGGUCGUGGUCAACAAUGUGAAUGCCAAUGCCACCCUUCUCACUCCUCAAAACAUCGAUGGACUGGGAAGAAUAGCCGAAGUUUUUCGGCCAUACGGUGUCAAAAUCGGUAUAUCGUUGAGCUUUGCGGCUCCGCAAACUUUGGGUGGCCUCGGAUCUUACGAUCCCCAGGAUCCAACUGUCAUCGGGUGGUGGUCCAACAUCACGGACCAAAUUUAUACACGAGUGCCUGAUAUGGCUGGAUACCUCGUUAAAGCAGACUCGGAAGGCGAGCCAGGGCCCCAGACAUAUAAUCGGACACUGGCAGAGGGUGCCAAUCUGUUCGCCAAGGCAAUACAGCCCUUCGGGGGUAUCGUCAUGUUUCGCGCCUUUGUCUACAACCAGCUCAACGAAUCCAACUGGAAGGCAGACCGCGCUAAAGCUGCAGUCGAGUUUUUCAAACCUCUCGACGGCAAGUUUGAAGAUAACGUGGUGAUCCAGAUCAAGUAUGGACCUAUUGAUUUUCAAGUCCGUGAGCCGACAUCGCCUUUAUUCGCCAAUCUUUUCAAGACAAAUAUUGCUAUUGAAUUGGAGGUUACUCAGGAAUACCUUGGACAGCAAUCACAUCUCGUCUACCUCCCUCCGCUCUGGAAGACUGUCUUAGACUUUGAUCUUCGAGUCGAUCACGAGCAAUCUCUAGUCCGUGACAUUGUGACUGGCAAGCGCUUCAAUCGUACCCUCGGCGGAUCGGCAGCUGUUGUCAAUGUCGGUACCAACAAUACAUGGCUUGGUAGUCAUUUUUCUAUGUCGAAUUUAUAUGCCUAUGGUCGUCUGGCAUGGAAUCCUGCCGUAGAUGCACAGGAUGUUCUGCAAGAUUGGAUUCGUCUCACAUUUGGUUUAGAUCGUGCCGUGCUCGAUACCAUUACCAACAUUUCCAUGCAAUCUUGGCCGGCCUAUGAGAAUUACAGUGGUAACCUAGGCAUCCAGACGCUGACGGACAUAUUAUACACCCACUAUGGACCUAACCCUGCCUCACAAGACAAUAACGGCUGGGGCCAAUGGACUCGUGCAGACUCUACGAGUAUCGGUAUGGACCGAACGGUACAAAAUGGAACAGGGUAUGCUGGACAAUAUUCUGCAGAAGUUGCAGCGAGCUACGAGAGGAUCCAGAGCACGCCUGAUGAUCUUCUGCUAUGGUUCCACCAUGUGAACUAUACCCACCGAUUGCACUCGGGCAAGACGGUGAUUCAGCAUUUCUACGACGCUCACUAUAGUGGUGCAGAGUCAACUCAAGGCUUUCUCUAUCAGUGGGAAUCACUAAAUGGAAAGAUAGAUGAUGAGCGCUACAAUCAUAUUCGACGUCGUCUUGACUAUCAGACAGGCCAUUCUAUUGUGUGGAGAGACGCGAUCAAUGACUUCUACUACAAUCUCUCUGGGAUACCAGAUACUGUUGGACGUGUCGGUCACCAUCCCUGGCGGAUUGAAGCCGAAGAUAUGGAGCUGACUGGCUACGAGACCUAUAAAGUUAGUCCAUUUGAAACUGCCUCGGGUUCUGUGGCGAUUGUCACGUCGUCCAAUGAUACAGUUGGUACGGCCCUGACAACCCUUGACUUUCCCUCGGGGAAGUAUGAUCUUGCUAUCAACUAUUAUGACCUGUCUGGAGGUCAAUCAAGUUGGCAGAUCUGUCUUAAUGAUAGGGAGGUUGGUCAGUGGGUGGGUGAUGCGGAGGAUCAUCUGAGCCACACACCAUCUAUCUAUUUAGAUGGACAUUCUGCAACACGGAUUAAAUUUCGAGGAGUGAAAAUUGAAAAGGGAGAUAUACUGAAGAUUGUUGGAUCACCCAAUGGGAUUGAACCAGCGCCAUUGGACUAUAUUUCGGUGCUUCCGCAGGGAGUUGUGGAUUAA